Molecule: messenger RNA, 3957 nt
Organism: Spodoptera exigua (beet armyworm)
Lineage: Eukaryota; Metazoa; Arthropoda; Insecta; Lepidoptera; Noctuidae
Source: the annotation of a GenBank genome assembly
ACCGCCGUGAGAUACGCACGGCAGCGCCGCCUGACGGCCGCAUGGGAAACUAAACAUGAAAUUCGAAAUUAAUGUGUACUUAACAUUGUGACCGAUCAGUGAUUGUGUUCAGUGGAUUGCAUUUUUAUUUUUUUUACAGUGAUUUUUUUUAUAGAUAUAUGAAUUUUUAAUGUGCGUUCGGCAGUGCCGCAUAGAGCCUACAAAGCCUUCGGAACACAGGAUAAAUAUCUGCUGAUAAUACCUCAUUUAUAACGAGCCAGUAAUCCGCAACCCGGCGAGGGUUGGCAGUAAAACGGCGGUCAACGCCACGAUAGAUACGAUUCCCUCACCCAGAAAUGCCUCCGCAGGGGAAAUUUAGCGCGCUAGAAGACGACUAUAUAGAGGUGAUGUCGAGGAGAGGACAGAGUCGGUCGCCGUAGCCCAGACUAACUGUUCUACCCACGAGAAGAGAGAGGAAGAGAAGUCGCCAGAAGAAAUAUAUUAUAACUUUAACGAUGUGGAUUCAUCGGGUGCCAAGUAACAAAAUGAACCUCCUCAACAUGGACGCGGAGAACCGCGUGGUCCUGAACGUAGGAGGAAUCCGUCACGAGACGUACAAAGCGACGUUGAAAAAGAUCCCGGCGACCAGGCUCUCCCGGCUGACGGAGGCGCUCGCCAACUACGACCCCGUCCUCAACGAGUACUUCUUCGAUAGGCAUCCUGGAGUCUUCGCCCAAGUCUUGAAUUAUUACAGAACGGGCAAGCUCCACUACCCUACAGACGUCUGCGGGCCACUCUUCGAGGAGGAGCUGGAGUUCUGGGGCCUGGACGCCAACCAGGUGGAACCGUGCUGCUGGAUGACGUAUACACAGCAUCGGGACACCCAAGAAACUCUGGCAGUCUUAGAUCGGCUAGACUUAGACACAGAGAAACCGACGGAUGAGGAGGUGGCCCGGAAAUUUGGCUUCGAAGAAGACUAUAUGAAGGGGACGGUGUCGUGGUGGCAGCAUCUGAAGCCACAGAUGUGGUCGCUGUUUGAUGAGCCAUACAGCUCCAAUGCUGCUAAGAUAAUCGGCGUCAUAUCUGUGUUCUUCAUAUGCGUAUCAAUAAUAUCGUUCUGUCUAAAAACUCACCCGGACAUGAGAGUGCCAGUGAUUAGAAACUAUACAGUGACGACUGCCAACCAAUCGCAGGGUUGGGCGUUGGACAAAGUGCAAACAAACGCCCACGUAGCGUUUUUCUAUAUAGAAUGUGUGUGUAACGCUUGGUUCACAUUAGAGAUCCUAGUGCGUUUCAUCUCAUCACCCAACAAGUGUGAAUUCGUCAAAUCUUCCGUCAACAUCAUCGACUACAUAGCCACCAUGAGCUUCUACAUUGAUCUAAUCCUCCAGAAGUACGCGUCACAUGUCGAAAACGCGGAUAUUCUGGAGUUCUUCUCUAUUAUUAGGAUCAUGAGGCUGUUCAAACUCACGAGACACUCUUCGGGUCUCAAGAUUUUGAUACAGACCUUUAGGGCGUCAGCGAAGGAGUUGACGCUGCUAGUGUUCUUCCUUGUGCUGGGUAUUGUAAUAUUCGCUAGUCUGGUGUACUACGCGGAAAGGAUACAAACGAAUCCCCACAACGACUUCAAUAGCAUACCGCUGGGGCUGUGGUGGGCACUCGUGACGAUGACGACUGUUGGAUACGGUGACAUGGCGCCGAAGACCUAUGUUGGCAUGUUUGUCGGUGCGCUUUGCGCGUUAGCAGGCGUGUUAACCAUAGCUCUUCCGGUGCCAGUCAUCGUAUCCAAUUUCGCCAUGUACUACUCACAUACACAAGCGAGAGCUAAGUUACCAAAGAAGAGGCGAAGAGUUAUCAAUGUAGAGCCCACGAGGCCACCUAUGCGUGCCCCAGUGCCAGGUGCUCCUAAUCCCCUAGCACCAGGCAUGGGUCCUCAGGUAGUAAACCGCAGAAUGAAUGCCAUCAAAACAAAUCAUCCUAAAGAUAUGAUAGGACCUAACAUGGUUGCAACUUUGAUGCCCGGGAUGGACCUAUCGGUCACGACUCGUCUUUCUCCCAGCCCACAAGGAAUGAGCCCCGCGCUUGCUAUUGCAAUACCAAUGAUGAAAUCCGUAAAUAUAGUACCAUCUCAAUGUUUUGACAACAUGGCGUACCACAGCGAGAAAUCCGAAGAAAAAGAGGCGGAUAGUAAUAAAGAAAGCAGUAAAACUUGCAGCCGUCAGGAAUCUGUGGAAAGCGACAAUACUGUCAGAGUAAUGAACUUCAAAAAUGAUAUAUUUAUGGAUAAAGUGAAUGAAGAGAAGACAGACGCCCGCACGCCUCUGUUGAGGGAUCACAAGAUUGAGUCAUUGGAUGAAACGAAAUUGAGGGACAAUAAGACGGAGAAAAGGAAAUCGUCUGCUUCUACAUAACGUUAAUAAUAUUACGACCAAUAGUGCUAAGAAUGUUUUUUAAAAUUCGCUUGCUGUGAAAACGAUAUCUUAAUAGAUGUAACAUUUUGGCAACAAAACUAACAGUCAAAAGAAAGAAAGACUUCAAUCACAUAAUAAUAAUAUCAUCGAUGUCAGUUAAAAUAGUUACAUAAAAGCCUUUUUUGAAAGCAGUUACGAUUCUAUCUAAGAAAUGAUAUGAAUAAUCAUCAUUGAUAUAGCAUUUUAUUGGUAAGCGCAUUCAAGGCCGUGAUAGGUGUAAGAUAGCUAAGUGUUUACAGGCACUUAUUAACAUUUUAUAACACAUACGUAUAUUAGAAUAGCUGCUAUCACAAUCUAGUAAAAAAUAAAUGUAAGGCAACGACCAGUAUAGAUAGGCCCAUUAUAUCUCUUUCCUGCGUACCCAUACACAUGACUUCGAAGUCUAGUUAUACUGGUCGCGUAGUCAUCGUUAAUGACCAGAAAAUUCGUAAUCAUAGUGGAGUAUGUUUACUGUCCAUUAGUGAGAGAGGUGAAGCUUGUUUAGGUCUAAUAAAUGCAAAUAUUAAAUUUGAUUUUCUAAACAAGCAAUGUUUCGCAAUAGUUUUGGAUAAACAAAAACAUGAAACUACAGCGAUUUUGAAUUUCGAACAUGAAGUGGGUACUUCAACAUCGCUUGAUUUGCUUCUAGCCCUUAAAACAUUAUACUCAGUAGACUUUUUUGUUCCAUCAGUAUUCUGAAGUCCAAACCAAGUUUUACCUCUAUCAAAUAAGCUAACGAUAAAUAUACUGUAAAUAUUAGUAGCGUUACUAAUUUUGUAUCUUUAACAGUUAAAAUAAUCACUAGACAACACAUAUCAUUGGCACUUUCUUUCAUUCUUGGUGUUAUAUACCUGUUUUACAUGUAUAUAGAUAAAUAUAAAUAGCAUAAACUAUACAUUAUAAGCGUAGAUAGUGUUAAAGAAAUUAUUUAAAAUAAACAAAAUACAGUAAAUUGGCUGAGAAUUUUGGUUUGCGUUUUGGAUAAACAAAUUUAAAUUGAGCCCCCAAAAAUGUAAAUCGGGGGCUUGGCGAUGUCAUCAUACAAUUUUAUAAAGCCCUUUCAUUGCGAAUUAACAAAGAUGGCGUGAUCAAUGAUCAUAGUCACGUGGUUAUCAAAUAAAAGCCUAACACGAGUUGUCUUUUCGACUUUAAAGUGAUGUAAAAGAGGUCAUUUUACCUAAGCAUCCUAAAGCUGCAUCAACUUCUUUUGUUAUUGAGACUUAAGAAAUGGGUAUUCAAACAAAAUACUCACGAAAUGGGAAACGCUGUUCACAUAGUGAUGAAAGGGUACUAACGUUCGAAAAGAAAAUGUUAAGUGGGCUUUUUUGUUUAUAUGUUGCUUAGCAACGUAUGAGAAGUAUUUUCCUUCAAUAAAAUAAAUUGUAAAUCAUGUCUAAAUUUUGGGACCCUUUAAUGUUUUAUAAUAUGUAUAAAUAUUGCGUGGAUUUAAAUAAAUUAUUAUCUUGCGUGCCAGGAAUCCUAAGAUACAAGUUUUGUUAAAUAGUACCUUCUUUACAACCAUUGUAAU